Molecule: messenger RNA, 630 nt
Organism: Macrosiphum euphorbiae (potato aphid)
Lineage: Eukaryota; Metazoa; Arthropoda; Insecta; Hemiptera; Aphididae
Source: the annotation of a GenBank genome assembly
AUGGCUGAAUAUGAGUUUUUUUCUGGAAAUGAAUUGGUUCAACAUGUAGAACUAAAAUUUAAAUCUUUAAUCAUCAUAAUAUCUGAGAUAAAACAGUCUAGUCUCAAUUAUGAGUUUGAUCCAUCAAUACGUAAUGAUAUUAAUGAGUAUAUACAAAUUGUAGAAACAGAUUGUCAGACAAUAAUAAAUGAUAUUAAAAAUAAUUUGUUUUCAAACAAAAUAUAUCAUAAGACUCAAAAUAUUUACGAUGAUAAAAUAAUGCUGCCGUCAAUGUGGAUGAUAAAUAAUGAAGACUACUACAAACAAAAAAUGCAAAAAUUUGAGGUUGAAAUCAAUUCUAAAGUUGAUGAUGUAACAAAAUCAAUUGGAUCAACUACAGAUAUUUUGAAUGCAUAUUAUAAAGAAAACUUAUUACUUGAUGAACAAACUAAUGACAUUUAUCAGAAAUUAAAUUUACAAAAAGAUAUACUUAAUCAAGAAAUUGAUAAGUUCAAUAACACAGAUGUCAUGUUAAAAGAUGCCUUUGGCAAAUGGAAAGAAAGUCUUUUAAAAAAAAAUGAUGAAAAUGUCUUGUUGAUGAAUGAAGCCCGUAAAUUGAUAUUUAAAUAUCAACAACACAUGUAUGCUUAA